Schistosoma spindalis is the source of this 5383-nucleotide messenger RNA. The record is from the annotation of a GenBank genome assembly. Lineage: Eukaryota; Metazoa; Platyhelminthes; Trematoda; Strigeidida; Schistosomatidae.
AAUUUACCAACGAUGUUGUUUAACGUGGUGCGGCUUCAGGGUUAUUUAAUCAAUGGCUUUUAUUUUUAGAAUACCUAACAUUAAAGCUCAUUAACAUAUAGCCAUACGUAUAAAACAGACUUCACGACAUGAAUAAUCCUGAAAUGCCGUAUUUCCCUCAAGCAAACUACACUGGAAAUUCAAUACCAAAUACCAACUGGAAUGAUUUCUCGCAUAAAGACCCACUCAAGCAACAGCAUUUGUUUAGCAACAAUGAGGGUCUUUCAUGUACCCCACAAGCUAACAGGGGAUUAACACAAUCAACAACAGAUCUUUGUCAAUAUCCGGGUUAUCUGAAUACUCUUAAUUGUAUGGAAGGACGUAAUUCAAAUGAAUCCUUUCAGAAUUCCACACCAUCAUUCGGGUUAUUCACUAUUCCUUCAGAAGCUCAAAAUCAACAACUAAAUUGCUCGGUUCCACAGCUUGUAUCAACAACAACUGAUUAUGGUAUAAAUAGUCUACCUGUUACUACCAAUAAUACGAAUUUAGCGUACAUACCUACCACUAGGCCUACAUCAGAAGGUAACAUGUCCUGUUAUAUAUAUUUAAACCUCUAUUUACUUUAAAAUGUGUCAUUGACGUUCGUUGACAUAAGAUAGAUUUUAUUUAUUGCCCCCAUACGAUGCUGUUUACAAGAGGAUGGAAACAGACUGCUAAAGAAUCAUAUUUUUGCAAUGUACCUAAUUUCACCAUAUAGUGUAAAACAUAUCCGUAACUCAAAAAACUAGGUUUUAAUAGUAGGAUAAGUAGUUGAUCAAACGUCAAUUACGUGAUGAGAUGGUCGUGAAGAUUUAUCGCUCAAGUGCAUGCUUAUGCUGUACUAUAUGCUAAGUUUGUUUGUGCUAAAAUUUCAAUGUUAUUUCAAGCAGAAGUGUUUAUACAUGUGACACCUAACACAUAUUGGAUCAUAUAAGUUUAUAUUCACUUAAUUGCCUUGGUUCCAUGCAGGUUGGUGAUGUAAUCAAGUGUCACACUCAAGUCUGAUCCAUAGUCCAUUAUAUGGUUUGUUUUGCUUGUUGAGCUGUAUUGACAUUUUGAGAUUGAUGAAUUGUUUUAUGUUUCAGCUGGUCAGUUAAAUGUAUCUAAGCAAUCGCCUUUUUAUUUCUUCUGCAUGAUUCACUAAAUAUCCAUACAGGUUGUAAGGCCUCGAUUUCGUCCAAAGAUUGUCAUUUUGUACUUUAUUUCACGUUUUUUGUAAUACAGGUUUUCAUCCGCCUCGGUCGUAUGAAACAAAUCCAGAUUUGCAGUCUUUUCCAACCACAACUACUGUUUCCAAUUCACCUACACAACCAAAUAAUUUAUGUUCAUCCUUUCAUGCAAGUUCUUACUCGGAUUUUAAUGCAUCUAAUCAAUACAAUCCGUCGGUUUAUAAUCCAUUACAUUCACCUACUAUGGAAAAUAAUCAGGUUUAUACUUCGCUAGGUGGUUCCACUUCUGCGUGUGACUACACUGGUUAUUCUCAGCCUUUAAAAUUCGAGUGUCGUUCGCCUGUUCCGUUAAAUUCAGGUGGUCAUCCCACAUCAGAGUUUACCAAUAUGCAAGCAGUUUCUCAAGUUUAUGGUGAACAACAACAACAUUCAUCUCUUAAUCCUCAAUUCGAUAAACCUAGUCCCAUGUUGCCCCCAAAUCCAAGAACACUUACUCCUGGACAGAAGGUACUACCUUCCACAACAGCUUAUAAUAUGGACCCAUCUGUUAAAUUGCCUAGUCUCUACCCACCACGUGUCACGAAUGAGGCACAUGCAAUUUCUAAUUCUGUUGGAUCGUAUGGAAUGACUCCACCAUUACCUCCAGUUCCCAUGAUGACCAAUAAUACAACAUAUCAAAACCCACAACCACCUCUUCCAAGACCUGGAAAUACUAUACAGUCUACCAUACCUCGACAUACAGCUUAUGAACAAUCUAGUGUUUUUCGAACACCAGGAACUGCAGCGUCUAUAUCUGACUGGAGCAGUUUAAAAACACCAAUCAACCUCCUUCAAGAACGUUGUUUGUUACCAUCAGAUGGACCUGAUCUACCACCCAAACCUGCAUUGACUACUCCAAUUAAUUGUGAUCAAGACGUGAUGCGAUGUACGUUAACAAAUGUACCAUCAACUUCAAAACUUUUGACUCAGUGUCGUUUACCUCUUGGUCUUGUUAUGCAUCCGUUUCGAGAUAUGAGUAGUCUACACACUAUUAGUUCAACUACCAUAGUACGUUGUCGAUCUUGUCGUACUUAUAUCAACCCAUUCGUACAGUUUAUGGAUUCCGGUCGACGCUGGAGAUGUAGUGUUUGCUUUCUGGCUAAUACUAUCCCAGAUGAAUUUUACUAUGACCCUGGAACUCAAACUUAUGGUGACCCUUCUAGAAGACCUGAAAUUCGUUCUGCUACUGUAGAAUUUAUUGCACCUUCAGAAUAUACAGUACGUCCUCCUCAACCAGCUACUUACCUUUUCUGUUUUGAUGUUAGUCAUAAUGCGAUUGCUACUGGUUAUUUACAGCUUGCCUGCAAACGUUUAGAAGCGUUGAUUGAUCGGAUCCCAGGUGACUGCAGACGUCAAAUAGCCUUUAUGACCUUUAAUUCUAGUGUUCACUAUUACAAACUUUGCGGGGAAACUAUGAGAAUGUUAAUUUGUCCUGAUUUAGAGGAAAUAUUUCUACCUGAUGAUGAAGGUUUGAUUAAUAGAGUUGAAGAUUCAGCUGAUUCACUACGCGAUUUUCUUCUGCAUUUACCUGAAAAUUUUAUCGGUACAAAUGACACAGGAAAUUGUCUCGGAUCUGCUUUACAGGCUGCUCUGAAGUUGAUUGGUGCAGUAGGUGGUCGGAUAACCGUAUUCACUACUUGUCUACCAACAGUUGGUUCAGGUGCUCUCAGUUUGCGGGAAGAACCAUGUGAUCGGAGUUCAGUCGACGUGAAGCACUUGGGCCCAUCAACUGACUUCUAUAAAACAUAUGCUUUGGACUGUUCACAUAAACAGGUAGGAGUUGAUAUGUUUAUUUUCAAUUCUCAAUAUUGUGACAUUGCCACAAUAUCUGGAGCUAGUCGAUAUUCAAGUGGAACAGUUCAUCAUUAUCCAGACUUUUAUUAUACACCAGAUGAGGAUGAACCUAUAUUACACACUGAUGGUAAAACAAUUAAUGUUACGUCAGAUGAUAGUAAUAAACAAAAAAAUGUAUGUGUUGGAGUGGAACAAUUUCGUCGAGAUUUCGACCGGUAUUUAACCAGAAAACUUGGAUUUGAAGCUGUUAUGCGUAUUCGAUGUACUCAAGGUUUAGCUAUUCAGACUUUCCAUGGUUCAUGUUUUGUACGUUCUACGGACUUGAUUGCUUUACCAAAUGUGAGCCCUGAUUCUGGUUAUGCUGUCCAGUUAGAUUUAUCUGAAAACUUAGAAAAAUGUGCUACAGUCUGUUGCCAGGCUGCUGUGUUAUAUACUUCAUCUAAAGGUGAUCGUCGCAUUCGUGUCCAUACUUUGUGCUUACCAGUUGUACACACAGCAACUGAAGUAUUUCAAGGAGCAGAUCAAGGUGCAAUAGCUUGUCUUCUAAGUAAAAUGGCUGUUGAUCGAACUAUAUCUUCUGGUCUUUCAAACGCUAGAGAAGCUUUAGCGAAUGCUGUAGCAGAUGCUUUAUCAGCAUAUGCUACCACUUCUGGUAUUACACUUAAUAGUAACUCAACAGCUUACGGUCUACCUUGUCCACCGAAUCUACGACUACUUCCUUUGUAUAUUUGUGGUUUGCUUCGUUUUAAAGCUUUCAGAGUUGGAGUAAUAACACGUUUAGAUGAUAGAUCAGCUGCUCUAGAGCGAAUUAAAACUUCUCCUCCUACUGAUUUAUUAACUUUAAUGUAUCCAAAGUUAUAUGCCGUACAUCGUUUCGUUUCAAAACCUUUAUCUUCUCAUACAACCCUUGCACAAAAAGCUGCUAGUCUUCGUUUAGUUGAUCAUGAUGACGACCAACGUCCUUCUGAUUGUGAUGGAACAUCUUCUUCAAAUGGAAGUGAAAGUAAUUCAGAAGCUGAUCAAUUACCAUGUCAAUUACACUUAUCAGCUCAAUAUAUUACACGAUCUGGUGUAUUUUUACUGGAUACUGGUGAACUUUUAUUACUAUUAGUUGGCUGUGGUGAAGAUGUUUCUCCAGGAUCAAACAAUGAUUCUGACAUUUUACGUCAACUUCUUGGUAUUUCAUCACCACGUCAACUUCCUGCACAAGGUGGUCCUUUCAUAUUACCACCCAUUAAUUUAUCUAAUGAAAAACAAAAUACAAUUACUAAUGAUAAUACUUCUAUUCCAAUUGGUCGUCGUAGGUUAUCUGCUCUAAUAAACCUGAUUCGUAGACGUCGACCAAUUAAUAACGCUUUAAUUCUUAUGCGUCAUGAUUCAUCGUCAAAUCUGAGAUCACUUUUCCUAUCUUGUAUGGUUGAAGAUAAAACAGAAUCAGCUCCAUCGUAUCAGGAAUUCCUUCAAAUGAUUCAGAAUUUAAUCAGAACAUAAUUUUUAAAGUAUGUUUAUGUUAUUAUACUUUCUUUCCUUGUGAUAAUAUAUCUUAAAGGUUCAAUGAUGAUUAUGUAAAAAGGGAACGAAGUUGUUCAUCUCUUUUUUCUGGUGCCUUUAUAGUUGAAUAGUAGUAAUAAAUUAAUCGGCUUAUGCCUGAGUAUAGUGUAUUUUCUUCUUUUCAUUGAAUCCUUUUUUUUUAAAAAAAGAGAACAAAUUUUGUAAUCAGAUUAAUCAAUUUUAAAAACGAUUUCAACAUCACUAUGAUCUAUCAUUAACAAUUUCAUUGUUUUACAAAACCUGUUGAUUGUUUCACAUUUAUUUUCCCCUCUUUUUUUCUUUCGUUUCUUUCUGUGCUUUUUGUUGUUUUAUUUAUAUAUUUCAAAAAUGUGAAUAAUUAUUAAAAGUUCGAACCAAUUAACUAAUUAUGAUAAUAGAAAGAGAGCACUAUCUUUGAGAGUAAUUUAUAAUCGAUGAAUUAUUUAUCUGUUUAACUAAUCGAUCAAUUAUUACUAUCCAAAGUUAAAUUUAUUAUUCAACUUUUUUUUCUUUACUAAUAAUAUUUUUUUCUAAAAGAAAAUCAUUGUUUUUUUUUUCUUUACUACCAGUAUACUUAAUGAAGGUUAAGUAGAUUUUCUGUUCCCCUUAAACAUUUCCUUCUUGAAUUAAUUUUUGUUUUAACUUCCUAUUGUGUUAUGAUUUAACAUCUUUAUUUUAAUUGUUUCUCCUUAAACUCUAUGAAGAUCCACUUAUUGUGUUAUGGUGUAAUAAUUUAAUAUGUAUAUUUUGUGCUAAUGGUUUGAUUCAGUUCUGUUAAACUGUGAAAGCGCACAUACAUAACUAUUCGUUAUAUACAUGUAUUUAUUCAUGUU